UUCCAAUCCCCUCCAUAUCAUGUGAUUCAGGUGUUCCAAUCCCCUCCAUAUCAUGUGAUUCAGGUGUUCCAAUCCCCUCCAUGGACACAGGUGUAUACAAUCCAUCCCCUAGGCAUGCAGACGGCUUCUACAAACAUUGGGGAAAGAAUGGGUCGCUCUCAGGAGCUCAGUGACUCCAAGCGUGGUCCCGUGAUAGGUGGCCACCUGUGCAAUAAGUCCAUCCGUGACAUUUCCUGGCUACUAAAUAUUCCACGCUCAACUGUUAGUGGGAUUAUAACAAAGUGGAAGCCACUGGGAACAACAGCCACUCAGCCACCAAGUGGUAGGCCACGUCACAUGACAGGGCGGGGUCAGCGCAUGCUGAAGCGCACAGUGCUCUCCAUAUCAUGUGAUUCAGGUGUUCCAAUCCCCUCCCAAUCAUGUGAUUCAGGUGUUCCAAACCCCUCUCAAUCAAGUGAUUCAAGUGUUCCAAUCCCCUCCCAAUCAUGUGAUUCA
Messenger RNA from Staurois parvus, 495 nucleotides. Lineage: Eukaryota; Metazoa; Chordata; Amphibia; Anura; Ranidae. The record is from the annotation of a GenBank genome assembly.